AUGGCGGCGCGUCCUGCGGAGGUCGUGGUGGAGGAGAGGGAAACGGUGGUGAAUCUCCCGCCGGAAAUCACGGAGGAGGAGGGGCGGCAGCGCGUGACGCUGCGGUUCCUGGAAGGUUCCAGGAAGCCCGGGACGGGAGGAGGAGGAGGAGCGGAGGGUGCGGGUGGGGGACCCUCGGGAAUGACGGUGGUGCUGCUGCAUGGGCGAUCGUUUGAAGCCAAGACGUGGAAAGACAUUGGCACCAUCGAUCAUCUGGCAGCAGCAGGGCACAGAGUGAUUGCCGUUGACUUGCCAGGUGGCAAGGGUCGCACCAAGGACACUCUCUCAACCCGAGCAGCACACGAGGGCUUUAUCACUGUGCUGUGGCAGCACUUUGAGCUCACCAAUCGAUCGGUCCUUGUCUCUCCGUCUCUCAGCGGCCGCUACAGCCUGCCGUUUGUAGCGCAGCAGAGCCAGCUGAAGACCGGGCGACAGGCCACGGGCGGGCGGCAGGCCACGGGCGGGCGGCAGCUGGGCGGCUAUGUGCCGGUGGCGCCUGUGAUGGUGGACUCAUACAGCGAUAAGAUAGCAGGCAGCCAGGUGCGUGUGUGA
Closterium sp. Naga37s-1 is the source of this 591-nucleotide messenger RNA. Lineage: Eukaryota; Viridiplantae; Streptophyta; Zygnematophyceae; Desmidiales; Closteriaceae. The record is from the annotation of a GenBank genome assembly.